Molecule: messenger RNA, 4969 nt
Organism: Mya arenaria
Lineage: Eukaryota; Metazoa; Mollusca; Bivalvia; Myida; Myidae
Product: protocadherin beta-6-like
Exons: 7
Coding region: 918-4421 (1167 amino acids)
Biological process (GO): homophilic cell-cell adhesion
Cellular component (GO): plasma membrane
Molecular function (GO): calcium ion binding
Source: RefSeq, a predicted model, not a curated record
CUGGACUCUACCAAGUCCUACAAGACUGCCAUUUCAUGUAAGACGGAGAGACUUUAACAUUUCAUUUGGAUGUGUAUUAUUGAAAAAAAUUGGAACAAUGAAUUUUAUUUGAAAUCAGGGUUUUUAGUUAUCUACCGACGAUGUUCAGAAGUUAAAAAGAGAGGAGAGUAUCUGCAAUUAAAAAGCUGAGGACAUUUGACAAUUAUAAAGACGUACCAACACACAGUUGGUUAAAAAUUGACCAUCUUCAAUCAAAACGCUGUUGAUAUUUGAUGAAAAAUAGUCUUCCAUUUUGCUGAUUACGGAGUUUUAAAAAGAAUGGAGUGAAUUUUUAUUAUUUUCGCCAAAAAAUUGAAAAGAUGGAAUGAGUAAUACUUUUGUUUACAAAGGAGUGAAAUUAAAGGCUGGAAGUGGCAAGGAAGCAAAAAAAUAGUGACGAUUAAACUGAAUUCUUUAGAAAACCCGAAAUUAAAAUGUGCAACUGAAGAUAGUGGGACUCUUUGGAGGGGCUUUAAUUUUAACAAGUGCGAAAUAAAUAAAAUGACCUCAGUGGAUGUUUGAAUUGGUGAUUGGGCCAUUAAAAAUUUGAAUGCUACUUUGUCGAAGUUUAAUUGAAUUCUUGGGAUUUCGUUUAAUCGACUGGAGUGGAUUUUAGAAUUUCGAGGUUAAGUAAUAAACAGACUGAAAAGGAAAACAUUCACAUGGAAUUAGGAUAAUUUAGGCAAGUAGUAAAGAAAACUAUUGCGCUUUUGAAUCAACAGUUGGCACCUCUUUAACGAGUGGAAAACCAGCCCUUGUGAUAUCUUUGCAAUAGAAGGAAAAUAUAAUUAACAAAUUUAUGUAGGAACCUGCUUUGGAAGAAACGAAAUAAUGUCGCACACCUAACUUGUCUGCUGAACGUUUAAAACAGCAUAAUUAUGGAGUCUGCAGAAAGUCUUUCUUGCUUUGUAUGCGUUUUUGCAUACUUGAUUAACUACUCAGACAGCCUUUUAUACUCCAUCCCAGAGGCCCUUCCGCAAGACCACUUGAUCGGAAACAUCGCGAAGGACUAUGAUAUAAGGUCAAAAGUCAGUGAGGAAAAUUUUCGAAAUUUGGAAUAUUUCUUUUUGGACUUGGAAGCUGAACAUUUGAAAUAUUUCUCGAUUGAUUCCAAAUCAAGUGACCUAAAAGUUAAUGAACCAAUGGAUUAUGAAACUGUUUGUCAAUUUUCUUCGACACAGUCUUGCACGUUUAUCUUAGAAGUGGCUUCUAGGAGUUCUUUGGACACAUCAUUUUUAAAAAUCUCUGUGACUAUUGAAUUACUGGAUAUUAAUGACAAUCCUCCAAAAUUUUCAUCUACUUCAGUGACUUUACAAUUUUCGGAAUCUGACGUGGUUGGAACUAAAUUACCAUUAGAUCGAGCGACAGAUUCAGACAGUGCAAAUUUUUCAGUUGGACAUUACGAAUUACAACCAAUUGGCGUUCCUUUUCAUAUUGAAGAAAUAGAUGACGAACUGAACCUUGUCUUGGAAUAUGCUCUUGAUAGAGAAACUGUCAGUGCCUAUUUACUGGAAUUGAUUGCAUUUGACAAAGGCGAACCUCCUUUGAAUGGAUCGAUAGUUGUUAACGUUGACGUCUUGGAUGCUAAUGAUAACAAGCCUAAGUUUAGUAAAGAAAAGUACACAGUGACUAUUAAUGAAAAUGUUACAGUAAAUGAAGUGAUUUUGACAGUCAAUGCCACAGAUAAAGAUUUGAAUGAAAAUGCUGAGAUCUUUUACAGCAUUAGCACAAACCAAGCGCAGAAUGUUAUGAACAAAUUUGCUGUAAAUGAAACCACCGGGGAUGUGUAUAUUAAAAGUAAGAUAGUAUACACCUCUGAUGAGCCAAUCAAGGUCACAAUUCUUGCCAAAGAUGGUGGUGCCAGACCGCAAACUGCUUCAGUCAUUGUGGAAGUCACUGUUGAAGACUCCGUUAAUGUUCAACCAGAAAUUUCUCUCAAUCUGCUUUCCACGUCAGGAUCAGCUGAAGCCUCCGAGUAUGCAAGUAUUGGUUCCGUUGUGGCCUACUUUAAAGUAUUUGAUCCAGAUGGUGGACGAAAUGGACUCAUCGACUGUACUGUGGAAAGUGAGCAGUUCGAAAAACAGGGACUCGACUCUAAGGAGUAUAAAGUCAUAGUGAUUAGUCCACUUGAUAGAGAAGUUGCUGACAAACAUAAUGUAUCCAUAGUUUGUCAUGAUCUGGGGGUACCACAGUUGUCUGUUUCUGCGAAUUUCACUGUUGAUGUACUUGAUGAGAAUGAUAAUGCUCCAAAGUUUACACAGGAAUCUUACGAGUCUUCAAUUAAAGAAAAUAACAAUGAAGGGUAUGCGAUCGUGCAAGUACACGCUAAAGAUGCUGAUGAAGGUAAAAAUGCAGAUGUUGCUUAUUACAUUGAUCCAUCAAAUAGAACAGACUUUGACAUCAACGCUCUAUCCGGGCUUAUAACUGCAAGUAAAAGUUUUGACAGGGAAGAAAGAUCUGAAUACAAAAUUCUUGUAACAGCAGUUGAUUCUGGGAAUCCUCAGAUGUCUUCAUCAAUUAUUGUGACUUUGACAAUACAAGACGAAAAUGACAAUAGUCCUGUGUUUGAAAAGGAAAUAUUUGAAUACUAUAUUCCAGAAAGUGAUGGAAAAGUUAACACUGUUUUAGGAACUGUUCUUGGUAAGAUUACUGCUACUGAUUCGGAUCUUGGUGGUAAUGCUUACGUGAUGUUCAGUAUGGUUGGAAAUUUAACUGAAAUGCCUUUUGAUGUUUUACCUGACGGAACAGUUAAAACUAAGAGCGAGUUGGAUAGGGAACAGAAUGAAAAGUACAUUUUCCAAGUUAUGGCUAUUGACAAUGGCCGUGAAGUGCGUAGAAGCAGUGUUGUAAAUGUUACUGUGCAUGUUACUGAUAUUAAUGAUAAUUAUCCUUUCAUCGUUUAUCCAAAUGAUGAAAGCUUCGUGAAACGCAUAACAUACCAAACUCCAGCUAAAACGCAGAUUAUGAAAAUAGAUGCAAAGGAUAAUGACUUUGACAAAAAUGCUGCUCUCCUUUACAGAAUAAACUCAAGGAAUGAUUCUAGCAAGUUUGAAAUUGGUCGUCAAGGAGAAAUAUUGGUUGCUAGGAGAUUGGAGGAAACUGACAUUGAUACGUAUUUCUUGGACAUAUCUGUGUCUGACCAAGGUAAUCCUCCGAAAUCCACCUCGACGAUCAUCCGCAUUGAAGUGUUGGCAAAGAACGUUACUGCAGUAGCAGCAAUGGCAGAUGGGAAAGAAAGCGGCAACAUUGUAAUUGCCGCAGUUGUUAUAUCAGUGACUGUCGUGUUUGCUAUUGGAAUAACAGUGAUAAUAUUUCUAGUAAAAAGACGCGGUGAUAUUAAAAGAAAAUUCUUUGAAAGGCCAACAACUGUUCAAAACAGUAGUCCAGAUAGACUUGAUAAUUUUGCACCUACUGUAUUAGCGAAUGGGAAUACCCAGAAAGUAUUUCACAAUGGGCACGUGCCAAGAUUGCUUCCAACUGCGCCAUCCCCAGAUGUUACAGACUCAAAGCCGUACAAGGAUGUAAAGUUUCAGGAGACGGUACAUGUCCGGGAGAAAAGCUUCGACUCUACGAUGGAAUCGACCCAUGAGCAGCAGACAGUUGAGAAACAUAGACUGGCGUCCCUUCGACUACAGCAAGCGUUCAUACAGAAUUCUGGAAAACAGUGGACCAGUCAGUCCGAGCUUCCGUGUGACAUGGGAAAGGAUGGAAAGCGACAGGAGGAUCACCAUAGCGAUCUGUCUGCGGAGACGGCAACAUAUGACAGCGGCAUGGGUGGCAGUGUUUCCGAUACAGGAGAUAUCCGACUUAACCAGCUACAGCAGAUUGUUCGUCAAAGUGGGCGACGAGGGAAACCGCCGCAUAAAUCGCAUGGUGGCCAUUUCUCGUCUCCAACCAAUGCCCCAAAAAUCAUCGCUAGAGGACACUCAAACGGAACCAAUAUGGCGCCAGAGCGACCUCCACCAUUGAAGAACAACCCAUACAGAAAUAUGACAUCACCGCAUAAAAUGCAUUCAGCAACAACAAAUAUGCCGCACCUAUCUCCGCCAAUAAGCCCCGUACCUUUUAUAACAUCGAGUCCAACUCCGUGUAGCAUGAAUCAAAACAGUUUUAUAACAGCGCCAUCACCGACAAAAUAUAUGACAGAAAAACUUAGUCCUACGAGACAUUCGCCAUCAAAAAAUACAGUGCAGGACUUGUUAAUGUACAAAAACUUUCAAAAUGGCCUCCGACAUACAAAUCGUAGGCAAAUUGUGGAUGAGUCGGUGGAUACGACGCAGUUUGACGAUGAUGACAGUACGACGUCAGGGAGUUAUUACAUUGAUAAUACAGUGGAGGACUGGAAACAGAGUCAUCCUCCCAUCAGCGAUAUCUACGUCUGAUCCCACGCUGCUCAAUUCUACACUGGUGCUGUUAUAUUGAUGUGCUACACUAAAAGUUGAUCUCCAAAAUUGUCUUCCUGAGUCGCCUCCCUUGAUGGGCCAAUUAUGAGUUACCCAUCUGCUGACCCAGAUGGAAAGGAUUUGAUUCCCUUUCUUAUCAGGGAAUAUAGAAGAAAGGCUCAACACUUCAAGGGGAACAACUCAAUUUCGAGUGAGGCAUUCCAAGGGAGACAAAUCCUGCUGUGAUAUGGGUGCAAUUUCUGUGCAAUACUCGUGUAUUUGGACUAAAUUGAUGAACAAAUCUGAACAUUCAUUUGUGUUUGAUAUUAAUCUCAUUAUUUUGUGUUAUUUUGUGAUUUUGCAAAAUACCAUGGAAAUAUUAUUAAUAUUUGUCCAUGUUUUUCAUUUUUAAGCUUCAGAAAAUGUGCUAUAAAUCUGGAAUUAAAUUGUUAAUUUACGUUCCAGUAUAAAUGACAGAAGCUGUUUAAGAUAUGAUAUGUUUGUUGCUUGCAUAUUUUUACUGCACAUUUUGUUUGAAAUAAAUUGAA